Molecule: messenger RNA, 1115 nt
Organism: Medicago truncatula (barrel medic)
Lineage: Eukaryota; Viridiplantae; Streptophyta; Magnoliopsida; Fabales; Fabaceae
Product: vesicle-associated protein 1-1
Exons: 6
Coding region: 320-841 (173 amino acids)
Biological process (GO): endoplasmic reticulum membrane organization
Cellular component (GO): plasma membrane; endoplasmic reticulum membrane
Source: RefSeq, a predicted model, not a curated record
UUCAGUCACAACUCUUUCAAUGCUUCUGCUUCUUCUUCUUUCUUCUUCUUCAAACCCUAAAAAACAAACCCUUUUUGAAAACAUGGGACAAAGGAUCUCUUCUUGCAUUCACCCACAAGCUGCUUGUUCCAAUUCGGUUUCUCCAUUUUAUGCUGAUUGUCAAAAACUGAAACCACAAGAACAAGAUCCUUUCUAUAUUCGGAUACAUCAUCAGGAGACUAAAAAAAAGUUUAAUUUUUUAUGCAAAUUUCAGAUUUUUCGCUGUUGUGUUUGAAUUUAGCUUCUGGGUAUUAUUAUAAUUUCUUAUUCUUUGAUUUUUAUGAAAACAGUUGAGUUAGGGAAGCUGAUUUCAUUCACUAAGAAGUUGCUUAACAAGUCAGAUCGCUAUGUGGCUUUCAAGGUUAAUACUCCAAAUCCAAAGACGUUUUGUGUUACCCCUAACCCUCUACUUGUGUUGCCUCCUAGGUCUACUUGUGAUAUUAAAGUUACAAUGCAAGCCCAAGAGGAGGCACCUCCUGACAUGCAAUGCAAAGAUACUUUUGUCAUUCAACGCGUGUUUGCAAGGCCUGGAAAAAUCAUGAAAGAUGUCACUCCAGAAAUGUUUGAAAAAGACUCCGGCUAUGAGGUUAAAGAGGUCAAAGUGACAAUUGUUUAUGUUGUUCCUCCUAAACCACCAUCCCCAGUUCAAGAAGGAUCUGACGAAAAUUUGUCUCCUCAAGCAUCUGUCUUUUCUGAUAAGGCAAGAGAGCUUAUUUCAAAGUUAACUAAGGAGAGGAAUUCUGUUAUUGAGCAAAAUCAAAAACUUCAGGAAGAAUUGAAUCUUUUGAGGCGUGAGGCAUGAGACACUGAAGCUGCCAACUAACUACAGAUCAAACUUCUAUGCUCUUUCUAGUGAGGAAAAGUAACGUUUACUACUAGGAUAAAGUUGUUUAAUCUGUUCUACUUUUACUCAUAUAUCAGUAGAAUGUUUAUUCCAACAGUACUUUCUUUAGUUUUGUAGUUGUUUGAAUUGCUUUGUUUUCCAGAAAAUCAAAGACAAUAGUACCUCUAUCAGUGUGUGUUAUGGGAUCCUAGACAAGUUGAUGAAAUAUCAUGGGAUCUGUGUUGUUAUUUGA